Molecule: messenger RNA, 987 nt
Organism: Dromiciops gliroides (monito del monte)
Lineage: Eukaryota; Metazoa; Chordata; Mammalia; Microbiotheria; Microbiotheriidae
Product: zinc finger CCHC domain-containing protein 7-like
Molecular function (GO): zinc ion binding; nucleic acid binding
Source: RefSeq, a predicted model, not a curated record
AUGGCAUUCUUUGGCAUAACCCUGUUGGGCUAUCAGGAUCCCUUUCUGAGCAAAAAGAAAGUCUGGGUGAAGGAAGGAGAAGAGACAGGUCGCAGCUGCAGCACAUUUAGGUUUUCCAAGAUGUUUGGUGGGUAUGAGACCAUAGAAGCUUAUGAAGAUGACCUUUACUCAUCUAGUGAAUUGAGUAUUGACAGUGAAGUGGAAUUUCAACUCUAUAGCCAAAUAUCAGAUAGUUCAGAGGUCACCUCGUUGUCUGAUGAAGAUAGUCUCUCCAGAUGUAAAAGAAAGAACAGAGGAAACCAGGUACUGGAAAGGCAGUGUGAAACCUCUACUGGUGAAGACAAAAGUGAUGUAAACUGGUUCAUCAGUGAUAAAGAUCUAGAGGCUCAAAUAAGUAAUAACAGAUCAUCUGGUAAACAAACCAACAAAUACUAUUCAGCUGACAAAAAUGUCACCUGGAGAAAUUGUAAAAAACGUGGUCAUUUGUCAAAAAACUGUCCUGUUCCACAAAAAAUAAGUGUGUGUUUCCUGUGUGCUGAGAGAGGACAUCUACAGUAUGAUUCUGCCCGGUUUUGUUUAGAUUGUUCUUUGCCUGCAAAUUACUCUCACAAAAGCCUUGAAAGACCUUCAUGGAAAAAAACAUUAAAGAAAAAACAUUGUGAAUGGUGCAAUAUGAAAGGUCACUAUGCUGUUAGUUGCCUAGAAAUAUGGCGGCAGUAUCACCUAACGACCAAACCCGGACCACCCAAGAGGCCAAAAACCUAUUUGGGACAACUACCCUUAGUAUACUGCUACAACUGCUCUCAGAAAUGCCAUUAUGGAUAUGAGUGCACAGAAAGAUGGAUGUUAAAUGGGACAUUUCCAACAGUAUCAUUCAUCUACUACUACUAUAAGGAGCAUGAUAUCUGGGAUCAAGAACAAAGAAUUCAGUGGAAAGUAGAACUUCAAAAAAAUGGAGAUUUUCCAAAACCAGUCAAGAGACCCUGA